Cannabis sativa is the source of this 1108-nucleotide messenger RNA. RefSeq names its product glucuronoxylan 4-O-methyltransferase 2. The transcript has a single exon. Gene Ontology annotation, biological process: xylan biosynthetic process. The record is from RefSeq and is a predicted model, not a curated record. The coding region runs from base 1 to 1005 and encodes 334 amino acids. NCBI's taxonomy places the organism in Eukaryota, Viridiplantae, Streptophyta, Magnoliopsida, Rosales, Cannabaceae.
AUGCCCCCAGAGGUGCCUUAUUGCCGUUCUCUUGUGACUCCAGUAUUAGUUCGAUCCUUGAGUCCAGUUUCACCUGAGGCAAAACAAGAGUUACCUUUUACCCACAAACAUUGGCAAAGAACCAAAAAGAUGAACUUUACCAAGAAAAAAGUCAUCCCUUCUCUUGUUUUGAUCCUAGCAACCGUUUCAAUCCUCAGACUUAUUAGAAUCACAGUUACUUCAUAUUCUUCUUCUUCUUCUUCUCCACCACCACCUGCUUUUACUCCUCUCCAAAAAGAAGCAUGUGCUUCACCUUCUCCAUCUUGUACUCAACUUCCCUUACAUGAAUCUAUGUCCUCCACGAAUCGAAUAGGAACUUUAGCAAAUAUGACUUGGCUGACAGAAAAAGAAUUCCAACUCCUAUCAAAUCUGGUCACUCGUAGAGCUCCCUGCAACCUCCUCAUUUUUGGGCUUGAACAACAAUACACAUUCCUUGCAUCAAUCAAUGCUGGCGGCACCACCAUCUUUCUAGAGGACGAUCCUGAUAAGCUAAGAACGAUCAAGAUCAAGACAAAGCUCAACACGACAAAAAUCUACAAGGUUGAGUAUCAAGUACCUGCAAAAGAUGCAUACAAACUGCUAAAGCAUGCAAGAAAAAGCCAGGCUUGCACAGCAAGCUCGGGACGACUUCAAAUGUCGAAAUGUCGACUGGCAUUGAGAAAUUUACCGCAAGAAGUUUACGAUCUAAAAUGGGAUGUGGUGGUCGUGGAUGGACCAAGCGGAAAUGCACCGGAAGCACCAGGUAGGAUGGCAGCAAUAUAUAGUGCAGCUGUGUUAGCAAGAAAUGGGAAUGAAACAAAUGUAGUAGUACAUGAUGUAGAUCGGACAAUAGAGAAAUGGUUCUCCUGGGAGUUCUUAUGUGAUGAGAACUUAGUUUCUUCUAAAGGGAAAUUAUGGAAUUUUAGGAUAAGAGGUCAAUUGAAUUCUACAAGAUUUUGUUCUUCUGAACCAGUUAUGCUAGUCUAAUAGCUUCUCUUCUUUCCCCUUAAGUUUUUGUUGUUUUGAGGUGUAAGUACAAAGAAAAACAAAAGUUCAAUCGAAAUAUACAAGCAAGAGAAGUCUAAUACAA